AUGGGAAUCCUCUGGUGCACUUCACCAACACCCGAAGACAAUACAAAGAUUGACUACUGCGACUUUUGGUGGAAUGAGAAGCCGAAAUGGGAAGACAUUGUGAGUGCGUCGAUGAUCACUGCAUUAGGUCUGGAAUUUGGUUCUCUGUUCUGGGUGUCCAUAACAUUCUGCGCUUGUUGCUGCCGAGAAUUCUGGAUUUCAACAUUGCUUACUUGUAAUGCACUGGCCACUUACAGUGCAUUGGUCACUUAUAAUUUUGAUAUUUCAGAUAUUCUAGGCACAAGUAAGAGCGAAGCACAACAGGCCUACAGCACCAGAUUCUCCUACAGCUAUUAUUCAGCAUGUUUCGCUGUGUUCCUGACUGCUCUGGACAUUUUUGUCGGCGUAUUCGCGAGGAAAAUAGCUCACAUUUGUUGUUAG
Messenger RNA from Gongylonema pulchrum, 420 nucleotides. The record is from the annotation of a GenBank genome assembly. NCBI's taxonomy places the organism in Eukaryota, Metazoa, Nematoda, Chromadorea, Rhabditida, Gongylonematidae.